AUGUUCCAGCCACACAAAGAGAAUAUUCCAUGCCUGUCAUCGUGGAAAGAGGAGUCAGAAGACUCAGUUAGCAUCAGAGCAUCCAAAGACGAUAGUUUCGUCUUUGAGGAGAAUCUGCAAAUAUUGCCUCACUCACCUACAAKGCGAUGGCAGGUAUCAUGGUUAAUAUAUCUACUUGUUGCUACAGCUGGGAUUAUCUCGAUAUUUACUGCCAUCUAUAUUUCAAAGGAGAAGAGUCACACAUGUGAUGGUCUUGGUGAAGUCUUGGACACCGAGCUACGGUCGGUACAACCUGCGAUUGAAGUUCAAAAAAUACGUUUCGGCGGCACUCUGGGAUUUACGGAAAAUAGCACACUCAUCCAGAUAUUUUGGGACCCCAACGCUCCAAGGUACACUGGGGACCCAAGCGAUGAGCUGGAUGCCCGCUGGCACAGCUUGUACCAGGCCGACGGUGUGGAUCUCCGCGGUAUGGAAGCCGACACAAUACGAGGAAAGACCUUGGAGAAACCCGGCGGCUGGUCGAUCGACAUGCUCCGGCAAGCGUUGCGUCCUGACUACUACMCCCGACACGAUCCAGAACCUGCCUAUACAACACACAUACAUCACUGUCUUGAUCAUAUCCGACAAGCAGUGAUGUGCCACGUAGAUGUGACGCCACUCCCCGUUCUCUGGGCUGAGAAGGAGGAUCGUCCUCUGAAUGAUUUUCAAGUGGAACACACUUGUCGGAACUUUUGGAAGGUGAGAGAUUGGGCCUUGGAGCGUGAUGCCCAUAAACACAAGUACAAAUAUAAUCAUCCUCAUUAG
This is a messenger RNA of Talaromyces amestolkiae, 804 nucleotides long. RefSeq lists its product as uncharacterized. Gene Ontology annotation, biological process: mycotoxin biosynthetic process. The record is from RefSeq and is a predicted model, not a curated record. Bases 1 to 804 code for a protein of 267 amino acids. The transcript has 5 exons. NCBI's taxonomy places the organism in Eukaryota, Fungi, Ascomycota, Eurotiomycetes, Eurotiales, Trichocomaceae.